AUGGAGCUAGUAUUGCAGUCUACAUAUAUGGUGGUGUCCACUAUGCAGACUGGUGGAGGCAACUCUAGUGGAGGGGCACCAGGAAACUCGACUGGGACUAUGAGAACUACAGGAGCUACCAGUGCUGAUGGAGGUGGCACGUUUAUCGACGUGUGGGCAAGUAACUUGGAAGAAGAGUUUGCAAGACUCCGAGAGAUCGUCAAGAAAUACCCCUACGUUGCCAUGGUAAGCCACACACAUCCCCAGUUCCAGUGUAGACUGACAAUUAGAUUGUGUUGUUUACCC
Geodia barretti is the source of this 285-nucleotide messenger RNA. NCBI's taxonomy places the organism in Eukaryota, Metazoa, Porifera, Demospongiae, Tetractinellida, Geodiidae. The record is from the annotation of a GenBank genome assembly.